Molecule: messenger RNA, 1008 nt
Organism: Cadophora gregata
Lineage: Eukaryota; Fungi; Ascomycota; Leotiomycetes; Helotiales; Ploettnerulaceae
Exons: 5
Coding region: 1-1008 (335 amino acids)
Cellular component (GO): nucleus; cytoplasm
Molecular function (GO): RNA binding
Source: RefSeq, a predicted model, not a curated record
AUGUCGGCAGUUGCAUCAAAAAAUCUCUACGAGCUUCUCGGCAAUAACCACGAUGAAGACUCCGACAAGGAACCCGAGCCACCAGUGAAAGUCAUUGACAAGACUCCUGCGAGAACCACCAAGCGCAAUGCUCCAGCUGAGGCCCCGGCUUCCAAAGCUCCAGCAGCAACUGAUGGUCGCGGUGGUCGUCGUGGAGGAUUCAACGGCAACGAAGGAGCUUUCCGUGACCGCAAUGCUGGCAGUGCCAACAACCGAACAAAGCCUACAGAGGACGGCCGACAAGAUCGACCAGCUCGUGCUCAAGGCACUUAUGAUGGACGUGGAGGAGCCCGCCGCGGUGGCGCCCGUGGUGGUAAUAUGGAUCGUCACAGCAGAACCGUAGGGGGCGAGUUUGAGAAGCAAGCUGGCCAUGGCUGGGGAGCUAACAAAGGCGGAGCUGAGCUUGCUGACGAGCAAGCUGGCGAAGCUAUCGCCAACGCCGAAGCCAAGGAGGCUCUCGGUGGUGAUGCUGCUCCAACUGACAGUACUGUUGCCGAAGCGGAGGCUGAGCCAGAGGACAACCACAAGAGCUACGAAGAUUACUUGGCUGACCUUGCCGAGAAGAAGCUCGCACUCGGUGCUGGUAUCCCUGAAGCUCGUAAGCCAAACGAGGGCAGCAAGCAGGACAAGAAGUGGGCAAAUGCCAAGGCAAUUGCGAAGGAGGAUGAAGAGGACUUCGUUGCUGCUGCCGCUGGAAAGGCCAAGCGUGAGCGUGAGCGCAAGCAGAAGCAGACCAUCGAGCUCGAUCAACGCUUUGUCGAAGCCCCCGACCAGCGCAGCGGACGUGGGGGCGGAUUCCGUGGCGGACCAUCCCGUGGUGGACGAGGUGAAUUCCGAGGUGGACGUGGCGAAGGCCGAGGAGGACGCGGUGGACGUGGUGACGGCCCUUCAAGAGGGGGUCGUGGUGGCCCUGCUCGAGCACCCAUCAACACCAAUGACACCAGUGCCUUCCCAAGCCUGGGUGCAUAA